Molecule: messenger RNA, 1835 nt
Organism: Manihot esculenta (cassava)
Lineage: Eukaryota; Viridiplantae; Streptophyta; Magnoliopsida; Malpighiales; Euphorbiaceae
Product: tubulin beta-5 chain
Exons: 4
Coding region: 163-1506 (447 amino acids)
Biological process (GO): mitotic cell cycle; microtubule cytoskeleton organization
Cellular component (GO): microtubule; cytoplasm
Molecular function (GO): structural constituent of cytoskeleton; GTPase activity; GTP binding
Source: RefSeq, a predicted model, not a curated record
GGAACCCACAUUAACCGUCAGAUCUCUCUCCACCGCUUUUAUAAUUCCCCCUCUGCCGCUCCCAAUCCUCACCAUCUGCAGAUCUCUCCCACUACCUCUCUCCCUCUAUUUCAAAUUUUGAAUCUCUGAAGAUCUAGAGGUCACUUAGAUCUAAGGUAAAAAAUGAGAGAGAUCCUUCACGUUCAAGGAGGGCAAUGCGGUAACCAGAUCGGAUCCAAGUUCUGGGAGGUGGUCUGCGAUGAACAUGGCAUAGAUCCUACUGGGAAGUACAUUGGGACCGCAGAUCUGCAGCUUGAGCGUGUCAAUGUGUACUACAAUGAAGCCUCUUGCGGGAGAUAUGUUCCUCGAGCUGUGCUCAUGGAUUUGGAGCCUGGUACAAUGGACAGCGUCCGGACAGGUCCUUAUGGUCAGGUUUUCAGGCCUGAUAAUUUCGUUUUUGGACAGUCUGGUGCAGGAAAUAACUGGGCUAAGGGUCACUAUACUGAGGGUGCUGAGCUUAUCGAUGCGGUUCUUGAUGUUGUUCGGAAGGAGGCGGAGAACUGUGACUGUCUUCAAGGUUUCCAGGUCUGCCACUCAUUGGGUGGAGGAACUGGUUCUGGAAUGGGCACCUUGCUCAUUUCAAAGAUUCGUGAGGAGUACCCAGACAGGAUGAUGCUCACUUUCUCUGUAUUCCCUUCACCGAAGGUUUCUGAUACAGUGGUUGAGCCUUAUAAUGCCACUCUUUCUGUUCAUCAGUUGGUGGAGAAUGCAGAUGAGUGCAUGGUUCUGGAUAAUGAAGCUCUGUAUGAUAUCUGCUUCAGGACUUUGAAACUGACUACUCCAAGCUUCGGUGAUCUGAACCACUUGAUCUCUGCAACUAUGAGUGGAGUAACUUGCUGCCUCAGGUUCCCUGGUCAACUCAACUCUGACCUCCGAAAGCUUGCUGUGAAUCUUAUCCCCUUCCCUCGUCUCCACUUCUUCAUGGUUGGGUUUGCUCCUUUGACAUCACGUGGAUCUCAGCAGUACCGUGCCCUAACAGUCCCAGAACUGACUCAGCAAAUGUGGGAUGCCAAGAACAUGAUGUGUGCUGCUGAUCCAAGGCAUGGGCGUUAUCUCACUGCCUCUGCCAUGUUCCGUGGAAAGAUGAGCACCAAGGAAGUUGAUGAGCAGAUGAUCAAUGUCCAAAACAAGAACUCAUCAUACUUUGUUGAGUGGAUUCCAAAUAAUGUGAAAUCAAGUGUCUGUGACAUUCCACCUAGGGGUCUUUCCAUGGCAUCCACGUUCAUUGGGAACUCUACUUCCAUCCAGGAAAUGUUCAGGAGAGUGAGUGAACAAUUCACUGCCAUGUUCAGGAGAAAGGCCUUCUUGCACUGGUAUACUGGUGAAGGAAUGGAUGAGAUGGAGUUUACUGAAGCUGAAAGCAACAUGAAUGACCUUGUGUCUGAGUAUCAGCAGUACCAGGAUGCAACUGCUGAUGAGGAGGGUGAGUACGAAGAUGAUGAGGAAGAGGAAAUGGAGCAUAUGUGAAGUAAGAAGUGAUUAUUGGCUUCGUUUUGGUAUGUUUGGUUUACACAAUCUGCCAUAUGCUUGUAAAAUGGGAAUUAACUUCAGCAGGAGCAGAAAAUUACCCAUUUUCAUUUCCCCUAGUUAAGAAGUAAUGGCUGGUGAGGGUGCCAAGUAGAGUAGAUGCUUGGAAGUAGCUAUGCGAUCUAUGUUUUAAUUUCGUUAUAUUAUCUAGUAUGUCACUUCAUAUUUCAAUUGAUAAAUUUGUACUAUGCACGCUCUCUUCCCUAUAUAUAGAUAUAUAUAGAGGAUAUUGCUAAAUUUAUGGAUGUUGAAAGUUGGCUUGGUGAUUA